AUGGGAGAUGCCACGAACUCUCCCGAGUGGUCUCGACGAAUUCAAGAACUGAUGGACGGCACUGUCAUAUCCCACGAUGCCCAACCACUCAACGGAGCUGUCAAAGACUCCACUCACACCAAAGGGCCACAUCAAUCAUUUGAGCACAAAUAUGAAGAGCUGCGGUUCGAGCUACAGCGCAUAGAAAGCGAGAUUGACACACUCAAGGCCUACAACAAGAACCUAGAACUGGACAAUGCAAGGAUGGCUUCCGUCGCAUUGGAGAAUCAGAGGCUCAGCGCCGAAGUGAAAAAAGUCACCACGGCACUGGAGAGGAAAAUUCUCGAGUUGGCGACCGUCAAAGCGUCCACGGCCAAGACAGCUCUUACAGCUCAAGAGGCAGCCCAAGAGGCGUCACACACACGCAUUCAAGUGCAGGAACUCCAGGUGAAGCUAGAAGCUGCUGAGCAAGACCGAGAUUGGCACCGGAAAGAGCAUACAGACAUGUUCGAAGCCCGCAACACCCACAAUGCAACCUGUGCGGCCAAUACGAACCGUUUGAAGAAGUCAAACGACAAGGCCAAGAAACAGAAUGAGGAACUUGCCAAGAAGCUCACGUCUGUGCUAUACUACAUGGGAUGCUACGUUACCGAUCUUGACCUUGUCUCGGAAGAGGUACGGAUUUACAAAUGCGAGCAUGAUGACAUCAGCAACAUACCCUACAAGGUUCAACAUACGCAGCAGAAGGAAGUUUGGAUGGUAUCCAACGACAUAUAUAGGCAAUUGAAGGACGAGGAGGGGUUCCUCAACGCUUAUAUGUAUGCCAGACAGAACAUCUUGGACCACCAUAGGGCCCACGAGAAAAUUGGACAUUGGAAGGGAGAUUCCAGCAAACAGAUCAAAUGGCUUCUCAAAAAUGUAGACAAGAAGAGAAGCGCUGUUACAACCUACGAGUAA
This is a messenger RNA of Exserohilum turcica Et28A, 936 nucleotides long. RefSeq lists its product as uncharacterized. Bases 1 to 936 code for a protein of 311 amino acids. Lineage: Eukaryota; Fungi; Ascomycota; Dothideomycetes; Pleosporales; Pleosporaceae. The record is from RefSeq and is a predicted model, not a curated record. The transcript is spliced from 2 exons.